CGUGCUGGCGAUUGGAGUAGGUGGGGUGGGCCAAUGGGGAGUCCGCCUCGCCAGGGCCCUGUUCCCUCCAGAAACGCAAAUCAUAUGUGCAGGAGUCAAGCAAGAAUCUUUAGAUCUGGCUACCAGCACUAUUAGCGAUGUUGUGCCUCUACUCAUGGGUAGAGACCAACCCAGUGACAUCAUCGCUCAGGAAGUCAAGGCGGUUUCUCGCACUGGCAAUGGUGUGAACCUCGUGAUGGAUUUCGCCGGCCUGACAAAGACUUUCGAAAUCGGCCUUAUGUCUCUGGAUCUGAAUGGUCAGUACAUCGCCAUUGGACUCUUUGGUGGUGAGGCUCAGAUUCCACUACCCAAUUUGGUGUUGGCUAACAUCACCCUGAAGGGCAUCGCAAUCGGAAGCCUGGACCAGCUCAAGCGACUGGUUGAACUCGUGCUCAAAAAGCCUUCCAUAUACGACAACCUGAAGUGCACCGUUUAUCCACUGGAAGAUGGCAUCCAAGUCUUGGAGACACUGGCUGAGGGGAAGAUGGUCGGACGGGCCGUACUGAAAUGCAACAAUGAUGAUGAGAAGCCUCUAGCAAACUUCACAUCUAACUGAAGAAAUGUUGUUAUUGAACCAUUCUAACGGCACCUUUGUUUAAGACACUGAAAAUACCUCAAUCCGUCAUUCCUCGGUUGCUUUGACGGUGAAGUUUAUCCAUGCAGUGCUUCUAGACCUGUAGUUUGUUUUCGGUUAGUGGGCUGAAAAAUUCAUUCCGGUCAUAAAGUAAUUACAAUAUGAAUACUGAAAUACAUGUAGUUUACUUUUGGGUAUAACAAUAUUUGUGUGAGAUUGUAUUUCAAUUAAAUAGAGUUAGUAUUAUAGGUAAUGAACACGUAUGAGAAUGCUUUUUGUAUCCAAAACAAAUUUUGAAAGUACUACUUGCGAUUUUUCUUAUGAGGCAGGAUUUCAAAGCUUGGCAGUCGUGUGAUGCUUCAAAAGCUUAGCAGAUAAGUACUUACACUGUAUACGUUUUUGUAAAUAUUUACACAUUUUGGGAAAAUGGGUGAAUCUGAAAAUUUUUUACAACUUAUUUCUCUAGUUGAAAAUAUAUAGUUUUUCAUUGCCAUGUCACAGACGGGAUCGGCGGCAAAAAAGGCUUUUGGUCGAUUGGGAGCUAAAAUUAGAGUCUGGUGAAAAGACAACCAAAACAAUGGGUGCUCUAAUAGAAGUUCACGUCGAAUGAAAAGCAUUGCUUCGUAGAUAGCCUUGUGUGCAGCAGCUCUAAUUAAACUUGAACAGUGGUUCAAGACUCUAAUACAACAUUCAUUUUCCAUUGACAGACGAAUUAAAUGUUAAA
This is a messenger RNA of Acanthaster planci (crown-of-thorns starfish), 1337 nucleotides long. RefSeq lists its product as uncharacterized. Gene Ontology annotation, molecular function: zinc ion binding; alcohol dehydrogenase (NAD+) activity. Gene Ontology annotation, cellular component: cytoplasm. Lineage: Eukaryota; Metazoa; Echinodermata; Asteroidea; Valvatida; Acanthasteridae. The record is from RefSeq and is a predicted model, not a curated record.